AAUGGCGAAUUCAAAACAAUAACAACAAAAGCCUCCUUGAGCUGCGUUUGUCAAUGCAAUAUUCAAGUAAUACUAAUUUUUUACUAAACAUUUUAAUGAUUUUGUUGUAAUUUUCUUUGAAAUUGAAGGAAUUUAAUUCUCUCCAUCAAUCAAUAAUCUUUUAGAUACUUUUGUAAUUGGUUCUAAUCGAUUAGUCACCAUUCGAUAACAGUGAAUAGUGAAAACAGAAACAAAAUAUGGAAUCCAAAAGACUUCAAGCCUUGUGAACAGCGUGGUGUUGCAAUGUUUGUUAAAUUAUGGCUCUUUAUGACAACAAACACUGGUUAUUAUCACAUACAAGGAAUUCCUUCAUCUCUUCUGAUGAUACAGGCGUCUGUGAAAUCGUGAUGGCUGGUGAGAAUAUUGCUCGCCAGCAGGAGUUUGGAAAAUUCGAUUGUUAUCCAGGCAUUGAGAGUGACGAAGAUGAUCUUGAUGCCUAUGGUCAAUCCUUAGAUUUGCAUUUCGAUAUGGAGUAUGGUCGGUUCCGGUCAAAUACUGCAGUCAGGCUUAAAAAGAUGGAUGAGGAAAGGAAAAAAGCUUCGAGUGUUCGCCAUGUCAAAUGGGAAAAGCCUCAUGUCUGUAUAACAGAUGAAGAGAAAGCUGAAUUGUUCAAAAGGAAAGAUUUCCGGGAAAAGAGAAAAAACUGUCAACUGAAAAGUCUGUUGAGUGAGCAGUUGGCAAAGAACCCCUUUGUGCAUCCACUUCAAAUCUAUGCCAAGUUUGAUGGAAGAACACAGGUUGGCAUUGCUACUAAGAAGUUCCUAAUCUACCUACCAAUGCUAGAAGAUAACAACUAUCCUCUGGUGGUGCAAGUUGUCAGCUAUGCUAAAAUACAAGACCUCAUUGGACUUAUAUCCUGGCAGUGUUCAUCAGAGUAUCCAGAUGUUGUCUUUAAGAGCGUUGAGAAUUACAGUCUGUACAUGGCAGAGGACGACGGAGAGGUCGAUUUCGCCUUUCCUUGUUUGGAGCCCAAAGAGACUGUCGCUAAAUUUGGAUUUAAGAUUUUAGCUCUUGUAGAAAAUGACCAAAGUCAUGCUAGGCAUGAAAGACUAUCUACCACACACAUACUGGUAGAUAAGUGCGAUGAUGCCAGUAGUUCAUCUCUAGCCAAAGGUAAAGCGUUCAACGAAAAUAACCAACAAACUGAUGGAGGGUAUAUGGAGCGUGUGCAGGGGGACAUGAAUGCUAUUGACGCUACUCUGUUCCAAUCGUUUCAAGUGUAUAUAUUAGGUACUGUUAGGAGAAACUUAGUGCAUUUAGGUAUAUCUGGAGAGAAAGUGGAAUUUUAUCCGGCUGUAAAUCAGCGUUCAAGUGCCAGGUUUAAAUGGGCGCAACAAAAAGCGGCCCGAUAUCAUAUGGACUCAAUAGUGGCGUGUGAUCUUACUGAGACCAAGUCAAAUAAAUCAAACUUUAGGCUAGUGUACGAUCAGAUGACGGGGGAGGGACCCGUGUUUAAGCACCACGACUUCGAGGUGGAGCAACGCACGGCCAAGGAGAUCGUGCAGAAGGUCAAUCACAUCCUCGACCUGAGGCCCUCGUCAGCCCGCAGAAAAGAGUACCUCGCUCUCAGGGAGCACAAGUCGCAUCGCAAGAAGAGCUUUCCGCACAGUCUAGUUCCCAGAUGAUUAGAGCUAGUCAUUAGCUAUUACUCUCAACUAUCCUACACAUUGUCAUAUCUUCUUCAUUUCAACUUACUAGCAUUGCUGUAACGAUUU
Molecule: messenger RNA, 1754 nt
Organism: Nilaparvata lugens (brown planthopper)
Lineage: Eukaryota; Metazoa; Arthropoda; Insecta; Hemiptera; Delphacidae
Product: target of rapamycin complex 2 subunit MAPKAP1
Exons: 10
Coding region: 297-1664 (455 amino acids)
Biological process (GO): TORC2 signaling
Cellular component (GO): TORC2 complex; plasma membrane; cytoplasm
Molecular function (GO): phosphatidylinositol-4,5-bisphosphate binding
Source: RefSeq, a predicted model, not a curated record